AUGGUGGUUUAUUCUGCUUCUGUUGUGAGCAAAAAGAGAAUUCUGUUAUCCCGACAAUUUGUAGAGAUGACUAGAGGAGAUGUAGAGAACUACUUGAACACUUUUAUGAAGAGAAUUGAGCAUUAUAAUCUUAGUAAUGAGUACACUUAUAUGGAGAAUGGGGAUAUUCGUUAUGUUUAUCAGAUUUUAGAUGAUAUUUAUAUGGUUUUAAUGACUCCACUGAGCUCGAAUAUUAUAGAAGACUUGGAUACUCUACGCUUAUUUUGCCAAGUUUUAUAUGAUAGUUGUAACUGUCCUCCACCACUGACAGAGGAAUUGAUUACUUCUAAUUGUUUUGAUAUAAUAUUUGCUUUUGAUGAAGUUAUUUCUUUUGGUUAUAAGGAAUCUGUAACUUUGAGCCAGAUUAAAACUUAUCUAGAAAUGGAAUCACAAGAAGAGAAGUUGCAUAAAAUUAUUCGUCAAAAUAAGGAAAAUGAAGAAAAGGAGAGAAGAAAACAAAUUGCUAGUAAAUUAGACAAGGAACGUAGUUAUGAUAUUUCAUUAGCAACAUCAACAAACAAUAAUUUAGUACGAUCAUCCUUAUCAGGUAUUGCGGCUUUUGCAGAAUCAGUAGGAGUUAGCAAAUUAGUGCAAUCAGUCGGUAUAAAUCCAAAUAAGAUAGGUUUUGGAAGUAAUAUGAAUAGUAUAGAUAAUAUGAAUGUAUUAUCCAAUAUUCCUAUCUCUACUAGUAUUACCUCAAGUACUACAAAUACAUUAUGUACAAAUUCUAAAGUAGGGAUGAAUGCACCUUCAAAAGGAAUGUUUAUCGGCAAGAAAAAACCAACAAUGGAAUUAAUACAAGAGAAGGAUGAUAAGAAAGUAAUAGAAGAGAAACAAUACGAUUUAACAUCAUCACUUCCUUUAUCAAUAUCAGAAAAUAUCAUUGAUGAUGAUAAUGCUUUGAUUGAAGAACGUUGUGAAGCUAUCUUAGCGAUUGAUGGGAGUUUAUUAUCAAAAGUAGAUAUUCAAGGGACAUUCCAAAUUAAGUUAGAAAAGGGAGAAUUUCCAGAAUAUACUUUUCAUGAAGAAGAUGAACGCUUUCAAUAUAAAGUUCAUCCUAAUUUAAGCAAAGAAAAAUAUCAAAGAGAUGGACUUUUAACAUUAAGAAAAGAUUUAAAGAGUGCCCUACCUAAGAAUAUUUUAAUCCCGCUUGUUAAGUGGCGUUCUUCAGGUAAUAAUACUGUUGGCACGUUUGAACUACCCAUUACAAUAUCCUGUUGGCCAGUGGAGACUGGAGAUGGGUUUACUAAUGUUACUCUGGAGAUAGAGAGUAAUAGAUUAACAGAAAAUAUUGCUAUUAUUAUACCAAUAUCGUCUAUAAUAAGUUAUAACAUAAGUAAUGGGAUUUUUGACUCAUCCCAAACUAAUUCCAAAAAUUCAGUUAUCUGGAAUAUAGAGAGUCUAUCUCCCGGUAAUAAUGCUAUACUUGAAUUUAUUACUGAGCAAAGACAAUUUGUUCCCAUAAAAAUCAACGCUUUUAUACCUACCUAUAGCUAUUGUAAUUUAAGUCUAGUUAGAGAUCAUAUGAAAGUACGACCUUAUAGAAAGACCUUACUGAAUUUGACUCUUAAUCAAUAA
Messenger RNA from Cryptosporidium muris RN66, 1617 nucleotides. RefSeq lists its product as uncharacterized. NCBI's taxonomy places the organism in Eukaryota, Apicomplexa, Conoidasida, Eucoccidiorida, Cryptosporidiidae. The transcript has a single exon. Gene Ontology annotation, cellular component: COPI vesicle coat; cytosol. Gene Ontology annotation, biological process: retrograde vesicle-mediated transport, Golgi to endoplasmic reticulum; endoplasmic reticulum to Golgi vesicle-mediated transport; Golgi localization. The record is from RefSeq and is a predicted model, not a curated record. The coding region runs from base 1 to 1617 and encodes 538 amino acids.